UUUUUGAAACGCCUUAUUUAGACGCUCGCCGAUCGCGCAUAGAAAUAAUUCGAAUUUGCUAUUUCGUGCAUGUGCGCUUCUAGUGCCAGUUUCCCAGAAAUUUGCUUCGCUAUUGAUAGUUUUUAAAUAUAAACAUUCUUUACAUAAAAAAAGUAUUAUAAUCAGUGAUCAUGUGAAUACACUUUAAACGUGCGCGCUUUGGUGCUCUGUCUUAUUUAUUUGACCGCAGUUACUUUUAUCCUGCGAUAUAUUUUAUGAUGAUACAUAUAAAAUCUUGUCAGUUUAUUUUCGAUAAUCUCUUCGUAUUGCGUUUAAUUCAUGCGACGUAAACUUUACACAUACACACACACGCGCGCGCGCGAGAGAGAGAGAGAGAGAGAGAGAGAGAGAGAGAAUAACAUAUAGGUAUGCGUGUGUAUAAGUAUAUACAUAUAAUACGCAUCAAAAUUCAACAUGCUUUGGUAUCUUUCUCAUCUCAAAUUUAACAUUUUAUUUGUUAUGAAUUUACUGGAACGCAAAGUUGCCUCAUGAAAUUUUUACGAAUCAAUAUUAAAUCUCGUUGUUAAAUAAAAAAUGUUAAAGUAAAAGGAAGAAAGAGGGAGAUCGAAUUAAUAAAGGAGAUACAGGAAUUGCUUGACGUCGCGUUGCGUCGCGUCGCGUCAGUUCGAGGGCAAAUCUAGUAAGCUAGGACAGGGGCUAUUAAUAACUGUUUAGGGUGCCGUACCUGGCCGCUGAGCGCGCGGUACCGUCCGCGUCUCGACGACCGGCGUCUCAGUGUCGUCGCGACGACCGUUGCAUCCGCUGUUCCGUUAACGGCGAGACCUAGGUCGCGUACGAGUUUGCGGAAUCCGAAACAGCCCUUCCCACACGCUGUCGCACCAAAAUUACGACGUCUCUUCAAAAUCAUCCAUCCGGCUACGCCUCGUCGUGGAGCUUUAACGCCGAAAUGGCGCGGUGCAACGUACCUCUCAAAAGAAUAUGGGAAAACUGUACCCUACGCUUUAUAUAGAGCCAGAUACUCGGCCGAUACGGAUUCUCGCUAUUUGAAUUUACGUAGGCGGAUAUAAUGUGUUAAUUGUAUGUUUUGGUUUCUCACCGAUUGCUCGUCGUUACAUUUUUCAUAACGGUGUAUUUUUGUCGCGUGUUUUUUCAUCAAAUCCGAUACUUGCAAUGCGUUAUUUAUCGUAGAAAUAUCGUAGCCCGUUCUUACAGCGGCUCUCGUUGUCUCGCUGUCGCCUGCUAUUUAUUACUAUUAGAUAGAGAAUUUCGAUUUUUUUUAUUCCUAUAUAAUACCGGGAAAAUUACAUUGAUUCGAUAUACAUCGACAUGCUUCGUCAGUUGUGACUCGUGAAUUUUUUUGAACGAGUUUGCGCCACGCGACAUUGCGCGAGUAAGAACAGAAGAGGAGGAGGAGGAAGAGAAGGAGGAGGUGACGGUGGUGGCGGAAGAGAAGAAGGAGGAGAAGGUGACGGACUCUAAUUUGAGUUCGCGAAUCGUUCGUACCUGACAAUGGUACGUUUCCCGUGUGACCAUCGUUUUCCGGGAGUGAUUCACUUUGCGCUUCUUCCCGCUUCUUUGCUGCUCGUCGAUUUUUGGCAUGAAUUUUCUCACGUGAGGAGUAAUUUAGAAUAAAAAAAGAGGCAAAAUAAAUAAAUAAAAAAAGAGAAAAGAAGACGCGUUAAUCGUUUUCCCUGGCUUUUUCGCUUGUAUUUUCCCUGAAUUCCAAAAAUUGUUGCGUGUUCCUCUCUAACGUGUUUUUAUACGCUUGCCGCGAUGACGAGAGUGUUUAAUGUUAAUUCCUAAUUUUCGUCGAUCUUCGAAAAUAACAUUACAUAUACAAAUGAACGUGCGUGUAAACGUGCAAUAGCACGUCCGUAAAACGUCCGUGAUCGACGGUCUUGUCUUACAAUUAGUUGCGUUCGUUUCUUAUUAUUUCGUUGUAUAUAUGUCCGUACUUUCAUUCGCUCAUUCGUCUUCUCGUCUGAUAAUCGAACGUAUCUGACAAGUGUUUCACCUACUCGAUAUCUAACGAGAUAAAAAAAAAAGCGCGAACGUAUUGAUAUACUCUUAACUCCUUCGAUUCCUUUUCCUCUUUUCAUCGUUUCGUCAUGCGCAAACAUUUCAAGAACCGGGUGAGAUCGCUGACGCUUUUGACGUCUUGAAAUUUAAACUACCGCAAAUUUAGAAAAACUCUUUUUUUAAUCAAAACGAGCCGUGAGAUUCGAUAGGAACGAGUUUGGGAUUUUUUUUUAAGAAAGGACUGUCUCGUUUCUUAAAUUAGAAACACCGUUUCAAGAGAACGAUCAUUUGCUUAAUAAAUGUUAAACUGACUCCAUGUUGAUAGCGUCAGUAAAAGUUGUGCAGUAUUACACGAAUGGUAUUAUAUAGAACGUGUAGAAUAUAUGGGCGCGACAGCGUUUACGGUAACUUGUUACAAACAAGAUUACCAGUGUUGGCCGGCGGCUCCUCGACGAUGUGAGACUACUUUUGUUAAAAGUGCGGAUAAAUAGGUUUGAAUAAUUGGAAAAUACGUAAGGAGGAAGAAAAGAGUGCACGAGCGCAUCGAGUGAAUCGAGAAAGUCUUAAUUGGAGUUGGAAGAAUUUUUGACUGUUGACUCUUGUGAGUUCGGUUGCUCGCGUAGAAGAUUUAACGUCGCGAGGAAGUCGAUCGCUUCAUCUCGAGAACAGAUCCGAUUGAUACAGAUGAGGCUGCGAACAAUCCGCAACUGUGGCGUGGAGGAGUAUCGGGAUCUUCGCAAUCAUUACCGCGAGGAUCAUUGUUUCUGACAGCUGGACGUUGGCAGGAGGGACGGACAGACGAUAGUGUGCUACAGCGGCUGCAGUGCUUGCGAAUACUCGAUGGAUGAAUUCCAUCCAUUUAUCGAGGCUCUUCUACCAUUCGUGAAGUCAUUCUCGUAUACAUGGUUCAACUUACAAGCUGCCAAAAGGCGAUACUAUAAGAAACACGAAAAGCGGAUGAGCUUAGAAGAAGAACGUCAGUGUAAGGAGGAACUCCAGAAUGAGAAGCUGGAAGUAAAACAGAAAUGGGCCUCGCGGCUUCUGGGAAAGUUACGGAAGGAUAUCACGCAAGAAUACCGAGAGGACUUUGUGUUGAGUAUCACGGGGAAGAGACCAGCGAUGUGCGUUCUGAGCAAUCCUGAUCAAAAGGGCAAAAUGCGUCGAAUCGAUUGUCUUCGUCAAGCGGACAAGGUAUGGAGAUUGGACCUAGUUAUGGUGAUCCUUUUUAAGGCAAUUCCACUGGAAUCGACGGACGGGGAACGGCUUGAGAAAACUGCGGAAUGCGCGCAGCCGGGGCUUUGUGUCAAUCCUUAUCAUAUUAACGUUUCCGUUCGGGAACUGGAUCUCUAUCUCGCCAAUUUUAUCACGAGUCACGAGGUAUUGAACGGCAUCUGCAACGCUAGCAAGGAGGAGGACAGGCGUCGAAAAGGUACAGGAUACCAUGAACUAUAUAAUGGUGUCGUCUGCAAUGAUACGAUCCUUGCAACAGGUGUCUUCAGCUCCAAAGAGCUUUGGAUGCUUUCAAAAGCGUCCAUACUGCAUGACCUCAGCGACAUGCAGCCUCAAAUAAACGCGAUCAAAAUAGAGCACCCGCCGUACUACUGCAGCAGCUACACCCCACCAUCCGCAGCCACGACCGCGGAUCACGUUCAGCCGGCGGCUAGCUUCAGUCCACCGCCGGUUCAUCAACUAAUAAGAAACGAUAAGACUGAGAAACCGCCGACAGUCACGGUUUCGAGUGCACCGACAUUUUCAUCGGUCCUCAGGCCGGAAGACGGACACCGUGGAAUAGAAUCUCCGCAUUCGCAAACGGGAUUGCAUUCGCCUCAUGAAGGACUAACCGGUGGCUCCGGUCAAGGCAUGCCUGGACUCGCUUAUUAUCAGCCAGAUCACCCUGGAUCUACUGGAGUGGUAAAGUAUCCUGAGAACGGACAUGAUACUCUUUCGGAUUUUGUGACGUUUGUCUGCCAAGAAGCCGAGAACACCCAGCAACUGUCUCAGACGCAACUAACCGGAUCACGCACCGGUAUACAAAAGUUCCCGCAGUAUUAUCCAAGUUCGAUGUUACCGCCACCACCACCUGCUCCUAUGGCCAGACCAGUGGCGAUAAUAAGAUCAACGGGUGAAUUAGCAGCAACGACUGCUAGCUCGUCACCAACAUCGUCCACAUCACCUACGGAUCCGGCUGAGUUAGGGCCUAACCAGGAACAAAUGACCGCCGCGGCGGCAGUCGGGCUCGUCGGUUCCGCUUGCCAGAAUUCUGUCGAAUCCGCUGGACGGAAGAGCCCUGCCAGAAUUCUCGUUACACCACACACCACGAGCAGGGAAUAUACAUUUGCUCAUUUUCAUUCGCAACCCGGCCAGGUUAGCUUCUUGUACGAUUUCUUUCUCGUACUGUCGAAGAUCCGAUUGGAUUUUUCCAUCGUAUCACAAUUGCUUAUAUUUUCCCAAGUAGCAAGCACACGUCAUUUUGAUGUUAAAUAUUAGGUACGUAUGUACUAAUGAUAUUAAGUGUCCAAAAAAAUGAUAGUUAUGUAUAAAUCAUUUUAAUGAAUUCUUAAUUUUAAUGUUAAAAAGACAUUAUUAUGACAUAAUAAGUUUUGUGCUGUAACUUAACUUAUUUUACAUCGUAACAAAAUCUAAAGAUAAAUUUUUCCUUUGAUUAUUGUUAGUUUUCUGUUUGUUUAGAUUUAUUGUUUUACUGAAUGUAUUUAUAAUUUGUCUAAAAUACUUAAAUGUAACAACAAUUGCAAACAAUUAAAGUUCUCCUCAAACGGAAUUAACUUAAUGUACAAUAACAACUAUCCGAAAAGCAAAGUAUCAUCAUUAUAAUAUCAAUUUAAGGUAUUAAGAGCAUUUUUUGGUAUUAG
This is a messenger RNA of Wasmannia auropunctata (little fire ant), 4889 nucleotides long. It is a transcript of the gene NfI, whose product is annotated as nuclear factor 1 X-type. Gene Ontology annotation, biological process: regulation of transcription by RNA polymerase II. Lineage: Eukaryota; Metazoa; Arthropoda; Insecta; Hymenoptera; Formicidae. The record is from RefSeq and is a predicted model, not a curated record. The transcript has 11 exons. Gene Ontology annotation, molecular function: DNA-binding transcription factor activity, RNA polymerase II-specific; RNA polymerase II cis-regulatory region sequence-specific DNA binding. Gene Ontology annotation, cellular component: nucleus. The coding region runs from base 2860 to 4506 and encodes 548 amino acids.